Messenger RNA from Labrus mixtus (cuckoo wrasse), 3071 nucleotides. It is a transcript of the gene tnni3k, whose product is annotated as TNNI3 interacting kinase. Gene Ontology annotation, molecular function: protein kinase activity; ATP binding; aspartic-type endopeptidase activity. NCBI's taxonomy places the organism in Eukaryota, Metazoa, Chordata, Actinopteri, Labriformes, Labridae. Gene Ontology annotation, cellular component: nucleus. Gene Ontology annotation, biological process: regulation of transcription by RNA polymerase II; proteolysis; protein phosphorylation. The transcript has 25 exons. Bases 205 to 2712 code for a protein of 835 amino acids. The record is from RefSeq and is a predicted model, not a curated record.
CUCACAGACUGUGAAAAAGCCUGCUUGCAUUAUGGAGGGAGAUCAGUUGUCCUAGUUGUCAGGCAUUCCACACCAAUGUGUUUAUUUUUAGCCCACAGACAUGAUCCCCCCUUUAUCUGGACCUGUGCAAUUGUGACAGAGUAAGAGAUUGUAUUACUAAACCAAACUUUACACAGCAGAUUUUACACGAGACGGACCUUAUCAAUGGGAAACUACAAAUCAAGACCCUCUCAGACGUGUACAGAUGAGUGGAAGAAGAAGGUGGGUGAGUCAUACUCUGUGAUCGUCGAGAAGUUGGAAGAUGACCUCCAGCUUAAAGACAGCGAGCUCGUGGAUCUCAAGCUUGCUUUCAGCUGCGAUGAGGCUUUUCAGAAGGUGAACUUGAGCUACCGAACAGAGAAGGGGCUGUCGCUGCUGCACCUCUGCUGUGUGUGUGGAGGUAACAAGGACCAUAUCCGCAACCUGAUGCUCAAAGGCCUUCGUCCCUCCAGACUGUCCAGGAAUGGAUUCACUGCGCUUCACCUGGCUGCUUAUAAAGAUGAUGCUGAGCUGGUGACUGCACUUCUCCACGGAGGGUCAGACGUGCAGCAGUUGGGUUAUGGUGCACUCACAGCCCUGCAUGUGGCCACCCUGGCCGGGCACCACGAGGCUUCAGAUAUCCUGCUGCAACAUGGAGCCUAUGUCAGUGUUCAGGAUGCUGUGUUUUUCACACCACUGCAUAUUGCUUCUUAUAACGGAAACGAGCAGUUGACAAAGCUGCUGCUGAAGUUUGGUGCAGAUGUGAAUGCAGGCGGUGAAGUUGGAGAUCGUCCUCUGCACCUGGCUGCAGCCAGAGGUUUCCUCGGCAUCAUCAAACUUCUGAUGGGGGAGGGCAGCAAAGCUAAUAUCAAUGCCACGGAUAAUGAGGAACAUGUUCCUCUGCACUUCUGUGCUCGCUUUGGUCACCAUGAGAUCGUCCGAUUCCUCCUGCAGGGCAACUUUGACAUUCAACCUCACUCUGUCAACAUCUACGGGGACACGCCGCUACACCUAGCCUGCUAUAAUGGAAAAUUUGAAGCAGGAAAGGAGAUUGUGCAGCUUUCUGGCCCAGAAAGUCUGUCGAAGGAGAACAUAUUCAGUGAGACAGCAUUUCACAGUGCUUGUACGUACGGUAAAGACCUGGAGAUGGUCAAGUUCUUGUUGAGCCAGAACGCUAUAAGCAUCAACCAUCAGGGCAGAGACGGACACACAGCUCUGCACAGUGCCUGUUUUCACGGACAUAUCCGCCUGGUGCAGUUCCUGCUGGACAGCGGAGCAGACAUGAACCUGGUAGCUUGCGACCCGAGCAGGUCUAGUGGGGAGAAGGACGAGCAGACCUGUCUGAUGUGGGCUUAUGAAAAAGGUCACGAUGCCAUCGUCACCUUACUGAAACACUACAAACGUCCUGACGACUCCCCCUGCAACGAGUACUCUCAGCCAGGAGGGGAUGGGUCCUACGUAUCUGUCCCGUCUCCUCUGGGGAAGAUCAAAAGCAUGACUAAAGAAAAAGCAGAAGUCCUUCUGCUCAGAGCCAGCCUCCCAUCUCACUUCCAUCUUCAACUGUCUGAGCUGGAGUUUAAUGAAAUUAUUGGAUCAGGCUCCUUUGGAAGAGUCUACAAAGGCAAAUGCCGGAACAAAAUCGUCGCCAUCAAGCGAUAUAGAGCCAACACCUACUGCUCAAAGUCAGAUGUGGACAUGUUCUGCAGAGAGGUCUCCAUCCUCUGUCGACUCAAUCACCCCUGCAUCAUCCAGUUUACGGGGGCGUGUUUGGAUGACCCCAGCCAGUUUGCCAUUGUGACGCAGUAUGUUUCUGGAGGCUCGCUGUUCUCUCUGCUGCACGAGCAGAAGAGGUUGAUCGACCUGCAGUCCAAGCUCAUCAUUGCCAUCGAUGUGGCCAAGGGCAUGGAGUACCUGCACAACCUCACCCAGCCCAUAAUCCACAGGGACCUCAACAGCCACAACAUCCUGCUGUAUGAGGAUGGACAUGCAGUGGUGGCUGAUUUUGGAGAAUCUAGAUUCCUUCAAUUUUUGGGCGAGGAUAACAUGACCAAGCAGCCAGGGAACCUGCGCUGGAUGGCUCCUGAAGUGUUUACGCAGUGCACUCGCUACUCAGUGAAGGCUGACAUGUUCAGCUACGCCCUCUGUCUGUGGGAGCUGCUCACUGGAGAAAUUCCCUUCGCUCACUUGAAACCUGCGGCUGCAGCAGCAGACAUGGCUUAUCAUCACGUCAGGCCUCCUAUUGGUUACUCCAUUCCCAAACCCAUCUCUGCACUUCUGAUGAGAGGCUGGUACGCCUGCCCAGAGGACAGGCCUGAGUUCUCUGAGGUGGUUUCCAAUCUGGAGGAAUGCUUGUGCAAUGUUGAGCUGAUGUCUCCAGCCUCCAGUAACAGCAGCGGCUCCCUGUCGCCAUCCUCCUCCUCAGACUGUCUGCUUGGACGAGGAGGACCCGGCAGGAGCCACGUGGCAGCCCUCCGCUCUCGUUUUGAGCUUGAGUAUGCGCUCAACACUCGAGCCUACGCCUUCUGGACUCAGAGUGAGCACCGUCGAGCAUCCGGAGGGCUUUCACUGGAGGAGCUCAGACGGAACAUGCAGUUUUCUCCGAUCGAUCGAAAUGGGUACGUGUCUGAUCCAAUGAGCACCGUGAGAUUCUGCUCCUCGUUCAGCAGCAGCGGCAGCUUCGAGGACAGUAACUGAACACGAGUGUCAGUCACAGCUUUUUGGACAGUUUGCUUCUAUCAAACUGUAUAGAUGGGGGGUAGACAUAUAGUGAUAUAACUAACUUUAGUUGAAACAUACUGCAUGAGUUCUUUUUUUAAAGCACACUUUGAGAUCCUAUGUUCUUGUGUUACAUACGUUUUGUUAUACAUAUCAUGUAACGUAAAUAUCUAAUUGAAAUUUCAAGAUCUUUGUAAAAACUCUUUGUGUGACACCCAAAACUUGUUUUUCAUGAUUUGCAUUCAAUCUGAAAUGCAAGCUUUGAGAAUUCAAAUGUGCGUAUCAUUUUUGACAUGAAGUGUCCACACACCCUCAUGAAAGACUUAAAAGAAGUCUGG